CAAAUUAUAAGGAUAAAAAUUUAAAAAAUACUAUAAGAAAAUAUCAUAGAUUGACAAAUUUACGUAAAAAGAGACUUAUUAGAUUUGACAACUAUGACGUUGUUGCCAUGGAAACAUCGAUACGCCAACAAUUUUUCUGUUACACGCGAAGCAGUAAUUCGAUUAAUAUGUCCAAGUCUUUAAACAUUUAUUAAUUAGGUACCUAUCAACUGUUCGUGGCAUUGUGAUCGUAGCUAUUCUAACACCUGUCGUUCUCUAUGAUGGGUCUAUUGAACAUACUGAAGAAGUUGCGUUCUAAUCCUGAGAAAGAGCUAAGAUUGCUGCUCCUAGGGCUAGAUAAUGCUGGUAAAACGACGCUUCUGAAGCAGCUAGCAUCUGAAGAUGUGACACAUGUGACUCCAACAGCUGGGUUCAACAUUAAGUCGGUGUUGUCCAGUGGCUUCAAGCUCAAUGUAUGGGAUAUCGGCGGACAGAGGAAGAUUAGACCUUACUGGAGGAAUUAUUUUGAAAAUACUGAUAUUCUAAUUUACGUAGUAGACUGCUCAGACCAUCAAAGGCUGGAAGAGACAAGUCAGGAGCUGUCAGAAUUGCUGCAAGAUGACAAGCUUCGAAAUGUACCACUUCUAGUCUACGCUAACAAGCAGGAUUUGUCUACUGCAUUACCUGCAAGUGAGGUGGCCACCCAUCUCGGUCUACACCUGAUCAGGGACCGCACCUGGCAGAUACAGGGCUGUGUGGCUACCGACGGCACCGGAGUUAAAGAAGGAAUGGAGUGGGUUUGCAAGAACAUCCCAGUUAAAAAGUAAUCAAAUGACUAUUAUCAAUAUCAUAGUUGUAAUUUGCUUUGUAAUUCACUAGAGAUAGAAAGUUGCCACAUUUUUGAUCUCAUAUCUCAAAGGCUUAAUAUAGAUAAGAUAUUAUUUUUAUUACGUUUAGUUAAAUAUGGAAAAUAAGAUUUCAAAUGAUCGAAAGAAAUGAAAGAAUUAGACUAAUAUUGAGUAAUAGUAUUUUUACUAAAAAUAGUAGUUGUUUCUUUCACAAGGGAGCUAAGGCCUUAAAUUCCACUAUUUGUGUGCAGCAAAUGAAAGAUUCUAUAAACUGGAAUCUUAAGCGUGGUGAGUGUUUCACGGCACGAGAGGUGUCCACACAUUUUCUGCCGAGAAAACAAAAAAAUCACUGCAUAGAAAAUACAAGCUGUAAAAUAUGACGAAUGCUAUCAAAAUUAACGAGAAGCAUCAAGUGCUUCUCGUUAAAUUUUGCAAAAAAAAAAUUAAGAUUGUCAUUUUUAAUUCUCAUAAAAUAACAUAAGUAGGUACCUAUUAUCAUAAACAUUUUCAUAUCAAGUCAUUUUUAAAUAAAUAAUAUUAUAGACAAAAUAAAUGAAGAAAUCCGUCCGAAGUAGACAUUGUAUAAUUUUUUUUUGUGUUAAUCUUGAUUGAAAAUCAAAUUAUCAAAUGUGAAGAUUGACCAAAAUGGAUAGUACUUACAUUAAAAUAUAUAGUACAAAAUUAUGUAUAAGGCUGAAAUUUAUCAAUACAUACCCGAGUUGAAAUGUAUAAAAUGUAUAUAUUUAUAGAAAUGGUUUUGCACUGAUAAUCAUUGUUCAUCAUGAAUCUAAUAAUGUAUCUUCACUAUUACCACUUAUAGGUGUUUCAACUUUGCCUGAAUAAAUACAUUUAUAAGUACCCCGUUUUUUAAAGAUUAGAAAUUUUCUAACCUUAUUCCUAUGAUAUCUAAUAUUGUAUAUCUAUAGUACCUACAAUAAAAUGUAAACGACACUAUAAUUCAGUUCAUAGUUAGUCAGAUUUCAUUUUGCAGGAAAAAAGUUCCCACUACUUUUGAGGUUAUAAAACACAACACAAUUGUUAGCAGUCUCGAACUAACAAAAAUGUAGGUAACUAAGUAUACAAAUCGUAUCUUUACUAGGUAGUCGUAUAAUACUAAUUAUGCGAAUCGCGGAAAAUUUCCAAAGAGUUGGCAAAGUUUUCGGAAAUAUCAUGAAACAUGUACAAAAAUAAAGGAAAGAUUUUGGUAAUAGAAAAUUUCGAUUCUCAUACAAAAUAUGCGAAGUUUCCGAAAUGUUUCCAUGUGGAAAUUUCGAAAUUGUAGAAACUUUCCGACGGCAUCAGUGGUACUAAAACGCGUAAAAUGUUGUAGCCACAAAUUGAGUCGCUUAACUUCACACUCGGACAAAGCCUCUGUCAGACUGGGUCUGACUUGGGGCACUAGUGUUCCAUACAUCAAUUAGCGGUACUGAUAAUUCCGCUACUCGAUGCUAGAAGAGAAGUCAACUACGAAAAUAAUAAGCGUUUUGGUACCAAAACUGAUGUAUGGAGUGAGCACUUUUUGUUACUUAUUUCUCUAUGCUUGGAGCAACUGUCAGUAAUAGGGUAGAAUGUAGAUAUUUCCUAAUAUUUAAAUCGUCUCGGGUCAGAGGUGUAGGGUUAGAGCCGGUGUAGCUUUAUUUGACGUUCAUAAGCGCAUUGUAAUAUGUCUACUUGAAUAAUAAACUAUCUUUAUCUUUAAGAGGGCAUAGUAGAUUAGUCCGAGUUUGAAGUUAAGCGACUCAAUUUAACAGCUUAAGUAGAUGAAGUUGAAGGUAGUGUGUCGUGUGAAGAUAGUGCACGUCAACUUCCAUCUUUGACGGUCAAAAAAUGUGUCCAAAAAAGUGCAGUCAGCUGAGAAAUUUGAAGCAGGUAGUAACUUAACGUCAAAAUUUCGUUUACAAUAACAUUCUUCUAACUCAGUAUUUCAAAGUUGAGAAAAGUUCAUUAGUUCAGUAAUUUGUCGGGCAAAGUUGUUUUUUAUAUUAUUAGAAACUUAGUUGUUAGAAUUUCUUCCAAUUGCGUUACUGAAUAAAAGAACGUUUUCAGUCAA
Messenger RNA from Cydia pomonella (codling moth), 2877 nucleotides. Its product is annotated as ADP-ribosylation factor-like protein 3. The transcript is spliced from 5 exons. Gene Ontology annotation, molecular function: GTPase activity; GTP binding. Bases 258 to 806 code for a protein of 182 amino acids. The record is from RefSeq and is a predicted model, not a curated record. Gene Ontology annotation, cellular component: cytoplasm; microtubule cytoskeleton. Gene Ontology annotation, biological process: cilium assembly. Lineage: Eukaryota; Metazoa; Arthropoda; Insecta; Lepidoptera; Tortricidae.